CAGUGGGCGGAGCCUGCGGAAGUCCUGACGGGAAGGUCUUUUUGUUUGGGCCGCAGAGAGACUCAUCACUUUGGUUUGAUUCCCCUGGUUCACAACCGUUUUUUAUCUGCAUUAAUUUCGGGUGUCUUUUAUGAAUAAUCAAAAGCAGCAAAAGCCAACGCUAACCGGCCAGCGUUUCAAAACGAGGAAAAGAGAUGAAAAGGAGAGAUUUGAACCUUCUCAGUUUCAAGAAAGUAUCGUACAAGGCUUGAAUCAAACUGGCACUGAUUUGGAAGCGGUCGCGAAGUUCCUUGAUGCCUCUGGCUCCAGGCUUGACUACCGCCGAUAUGCAGAGACACUCUUUGACAUCCUGGUGGCCGGCGGGAUGCUGGCCCCAGGCGGGACUCUAUCUGAGGACAUGACCCGCACAGAGUACUGCCUCUUUACGGCACAAGAAGACCUGGAGACCAUGCAAGCAUAUGCUCAGGUUUUUAACAAGCUGAUCAGGCGUUACAAGUACCUGGAGAAGGGUUUCGAGGAGGAGAUCAAGAAGUUGCUGCUGUUUCUAAAAGGGUUCACUGAGUCUGAGCGCAACAAGCUGGCCAUGCUGACCGGCAUCCUGCUAGCCAAUGGCAACCUAUCAGCCUCCAUCCUGAACAGCCUCUUCAACGAGAACCUCGUCAAAGAAGGAGUAUCUGCAGCCUUCGCCGUCAAGCUGUUCUCAACUUGGAUCAAUGAGAAGGACAUCAACUCAGUUGCUGGUAGUCUCCGCAGAGUCGGCAUGGACAACAGGCUGAUGGAACUCUUUCCUGCCAACAAACGGAGCUGCGAGCAUUUUUCUAAGUACUUCACCGACGCCGGGCUAAAGGAGCUGUCCGACUUCGCCCGAAACCAGCAAUCCAUCGGCGCCCGCAAGGAGCUGCAGAAGGAGCUCACGGAGCAGAUGUCCCGUGGUGACCCUCAGAAGGAGAUUAUCGCCUUCACCAAAGAGGAGAUGAAAAAGGCCAACCUCUCAGAGCAGACCAUGAUCAGCAUCAUCUGGACCAGCGUGAUGAGCUGCGUGGAGUGGAACAAGAAAGAGGAGCUGGUGACCGAACAAGCCAUCAAACACUUGAAGCAAUACAGCCUCCUGCUGAAAGCCUUCACCUCCCAGGGUCUGUCCGAGCUCAGCCUGCUGCUGAAGAUCCAGGAGUACUGCUACGACAACAUCCACUUCAUGAAGGCCUUUCAGAAGAUCGUGGUGCUGUUCUACAAAGCGGAUGUAUUAAGCGAAGAGGCCAUACUGAAGUGGUACAACGACGCCCACCUUGCCAAGGGGAAGAGCGUUUUCCUCGAGCAGAUGAAAAAAUUUGUGGAGUGGCUGAAAAACGCGGAGGAAGAGUCUGAAUCUGAAGAGGAGACGGACUGAAAACCUCCACCGCCAGAUGAGCUUUUGUUUUUUCUUUUUUUUUUUUUUAUAAGUAGCAGCAGGAGCAGUAAAGCGUCUUUUCCCUUCUUUCUAUUCUACCUCCUGUUACUUAUUCUUUAUCCCCUCAAAACAAACACAUUCUUCCACCUCUAAAAGAUUUAAAUGUUAUUUUUAACUCCAUGAAAAGGGCUCUGUCCUGAUUCGUAACCUGUUUUGGUCACGUGGUAAUCGCUAAAUCCCUCAUCUUUAUUUUUCGGUCUUAUUCUUGUCGUAAUUUGGAUUAAAAAAAGAAAAAAACAUUCCAUGUGAUCUCGAUGGCCGCCGCUUCGACGGAUCUUUGAUUCGUGUGAGUCGCGUAUUUGCCACGCGACAAGGCAGACGAUAAAUAUUUUUGCCAAAGUUUAUUUUUCAGAUUUUUAUCCCCCCUCUGAGUUUUUAUGAUUUCGCCCAGCUCAUGUUUUGGCUCCUGUCGGGUCUGAAACUUCUCGCCUUCUCUCUUUUCGGGUAAACCUGUACCGCGUGUCAAGGUCGCUACUUCUGAAGACACGCCCCCGUAAGAUGCCUCGCCAGCUAACGGAUUAUUAUUGGUUUCUACUUUCUUUAAUCUGAUAUAAACCGAUUGACUUUUUUAUGAAAUAAAGAUUAUUGAAAUGUU
Molecule: messenger RNA, 2042 nt
Organism: Cheilinus undulatus (humphead wrasse)
Lineage: Eukaryota; Metazoa; Chordata; Actinopteri; Labriformes; Labridae
Product: basic leucine zipper and W2 domain-containing protein 1-A-like
Exons: 12
Coding region: 131-1387 (418 amino acids)
Cellular component (GO): cytoplasm; membrane
Molecular function (GO): protein binding
Source: RefSeq, a predicted model, not a curated record